Messenger RNA from Fusarium verticillioides 7600, 503 nucleotides. RefSeq lists its product as hypothetical. The record is from RefSeq and is a predicted model, not a curated record. NCBI's taxonomy places the organism in Eukaryota, Fungi, Ascomycota, Sordariomycetes, Hypocreales, Nectriaceae. The transcript has 3 exons. Bases 1 to 432 code for a protein of 143 amino acids.
AUGGACGCAAAACUCACCAUCGCCGACAAGAUGGGCCGUGGGCUCAUCAACGGCAUCUACUUUGUAACUCGCAAAUGGAAUAUGAUCAUACUAGGUUAUAUCUUUAUCAUCUCAAUAGGCAGCACUCUUCUCUACUUUCACGACGAACAACAGCCCACCCUCCAAACCCGAAGCUGGGGCGGUUUCGACCAACGUCCCCUUACAGAGAAGUGCUACCGCCAAGAACGCACCGCCAUGAUCCUCUCACUUCUCUUCGGAUGUAUCGGUGCCGACCAGUUCUACGCGCAUCACUGGCCUCUCGCUGUGUUCAAACUAUUCACUCUUGGUGGAGUGGGCGUCUGGGCGUUUGUGGAUAUGAUUCUUUGGAUUGUGGGUGGUGUGUAUGGGACGUCUGGAUGUCCUGGGGGGAGUUCCAAGGGAUGGCAGUACUGAGAGGCUUGGGGUGAUGGAGAUAGUGGGAGUGAGCAUGUUUGGUGGUGGGUAGUAAAUAAAAAGAUCGCAAU